AUGCCCGCCUUGAUCGAGAGCGCCGAGCCCGUCGCGCCCGUGCUGCGCGUCCGCGAGCUCGAAGACGACGAGGAAUAUGUCAUGACCGCAUUCGAGCGCCAUGCCAGCCACUGCUCGCAAUGCGCGAACCCCCUGCGUGUCCACCAGGAAGACCGUUCCCUCUGUGACCGUGGUCACCAGUACGCCCUCGACGUGGCCGAGUACCUCUACAGUGAGAAUGGCAAGGCCAAGUCCGUCAUCGACCGCGAGUUGAGCCAGCCCACACUGGUCAAGAUCCCCCGGGACUGCGUCGCUGUCCGGGGCCUCCUCCUGGCGAUCGAGGAUGGCAUGCGUCUGCAGCGCAAGGAGCAGGAGAAGGCUCAGAGCCAGACCCAAGCCCGGGUUCAGGUUGUGACCCCUAUCAUCAGCUACGAUCGCACAUACCCCAUCGCGCCUCGCCAGGCAACCACACAGCAACCCAUUGCCUGCAACGAGAUCAUCGAGCGCGAGCCCCGCACUCUCAAGCGUCGUCGUGUGAUCGUCUACCAAUCUCCACGCGGAUCGUCCCGCGGCUCCCUGUACGACUCUGAUGCGGCAGACCGCGUUGAGCGCUCCAAGGAAUCUCCUUCGCGCAUCUACCGACCAACUGGAUACCAUCGUUGA
Aspergillus fischeri NRRL 181 is the source of this 642-nucleotide messenger RNA. RefSeq lists its product as uncharacterized. The transcript has a single exon. The record is from RefSeq and is a predicted model, not a curated record. Bases 1 to 642 code for a protein of 213 amino acids. Lineage: Eukaryota; Fungi; Ascomycota; Eurotiomycetes; Eurotiales; Aspergillaceae.